Oppiella nova is the source of this 1630-nucleotide messenger RNA. Lineage: Eukaryota; Metazoa; Arthropoda; Arachnida; Sarcoptiformes; Oppiidae. The record is from the annotation of a GenBank genome assembly.
AUGGUGAAGAGUAAACGUCCCAAUUCUCACAUUCAAAAUGACUUCAAUGACGACAUCUAUAACCACAAUAAGCCUCAGCUAUGGAUCGGACCAAAGAGGGUACCAUUCGGUGGACUCAAAGACUUUCAGUACCGAAGCGGUUGCGGUAUUAAAGACUAUAACCGCUGGCAUAAGGGACAGCCUAACGAUCACGACAACAACGAGGACUGCGUUUAUAUGGUUAUCGAUGAUUACAAGUUUUUGGGCCAAUGGGAUGACUACCCGUGCGAUACCGAGAUGUACUAUAUUUGCCAGUUUGUGCUCGACUUGAGGCCUCCCUGUAAUCAAACCAAUUAUAAUCUGUUUGGUUAUAAUGAGACGAUUGGCGAGCGAUACAGACCCCUGUCCACUAACACAGUGCCUCCCAAAAACAUAACCGAUUCGACACAAAUGGUGAUCACAUGGACCACAUUCAACGCCACCAAUGCAUCGACCGUCGAGUUUGGGACCAAAUCAUUGUCUCAAUCCAUGACUGGAUUCAGUACUCAAUUCACUGAUGGAGGGAAUGAGAAGCGAAUCCUUUAUAUCCAUAGAGUUGUGUUGACACGACUCACACCGGGAACCGCUUACAUCUAUCACUGCGGAAGUACUGAUGGCUGGAGUCCUAUGUUUAGGUUCACGGCUAUGAGGAAUGACAGCGAUUGGAGCCCAAGAAUCGCCAUUUUUGGUGAUUUGGGUAAUGAAAACGCGCAGUCGAUCCCCAGAUUACAAGAGGAGGUCCAGAGAGGACUCUAUGACACCGUCUUCCACAUCGGUGACUUUGCCUAUGAUAUGGAUUCUGAUAACGCGAGAGUCGGCGAUGAAUUCAUGAGACAAAUCGAGUCCAUUGCAGCCUAUGUUCCCUAUCAGGUGUGUCCGGGUAAUCAUGAAUACAAAUACGGGAGUGGUCUCAUGAAUAACCACUACUACAGCCUCAACAUAGGACCGGCACAUGUCAUCUCAUUCUCCACAGAAUUCUAUUACUUUCUGCAAUACGGAUGGAAACAGUUGUUAUACCAAUACUAUUGGCUCAUCAAUGAUCUCAAAGAGGCCAAUAAACCAGAGAACCGGGCGUUGAGGCCGUGGAUCAUAACGUUAGGCCACCGGCCUAUGUAUUGUAGCACUGAUGACAGGGAUGAUUGCACUCACAAACAAAGUAUUAUCAGGAAAGGGCUGCCAAUUGUGCACACAUUGGGUUUGGAGGACUUGUUUUACGAGUCGGGGGUGGACUUAGAGGUGUGGGCCCACGAGCACGUCUACGAGCGAAUGUGGCCCUUAUAUAACCUAACUGUCCGUAACGGCUCCCAAUCGCACCCGUAUACCAACCCCACAGCGCCCGUCCAUAUAAUCACCGGCUCAGCCGGAUGUAAUGAAAGGCACGACUCGUUUGUGAAAAACCCUCCCGAAUGGAGUGCAGUCCGUAUAUCAGACUAUGGAUACACUAGACUUCAUAUAAUAAAUGCCUCGCACCUGUCACUGGAACAGGUAUCUGAUGAUCAGAAUGGGAAAAUUGUGGACAAAAUAAUGCUAAUAAAGGAUUCGCACGGAAUUAGACACAAAAAGGACAGUUGUUAACCAAUUUGUACCCAUAAUUGUACUGUAUAAUAACUUG